UAAUCCGGCCUCCUUCUUUUUGGUGUAUUUUAUUUUAUGUGUUCAUGUAGAGGAAAUUUAUGUUUUCUAUAAGUAAAAGAAAUUUGUAUUCGUGUUGUCCUACAUUGAUGUUUAACAUUCGUUUGCUGCUCGAUUCUGAAAUAGAUCUGCAUUUAAGGUUGUGCUCUUCCAUUAGUAUUUUCUGAGUUUUGAUUGUUGACCCUGUCCUAAUGGAAGAAGAGAAGAAGAAGAGGAGGAACAAGAAAAAGAAGAAUAAACAAACCAAAGGAAUAGAAAAUAAUGCCAUUGGUGCAGAUGAAUCAACUUCCUCCAAUCAGAACCAUCCUGCUGAAAUACAUGGCUCUGAAGCACGUACUAAUGAUACUUCGGGGAUAGAUGACUAUCCUAAUAGACAUGAUACUGAGGGUGCCAAAUUUGCCACCUUUGAAGAGAAAAUUAAACAAUUACAGAAAGACAAAGUAUCACAUAUGCAAAAGGAGGCUAUCUUCGAGGAGAAACUUAAACAAUUCUCACGGGAAAAAGAUGCCAGUUUACUGAAGGAGUCUAACUUUGACGAGAGGAUCAAACAACUACAGAAUGAAAAUAACAAUCAUCUGCAUAAAGAGGCUAGUUUUGAGGAGAAAAUCAUGCAAUCGCAAAAAGAAAUUAACAGUUUCAAGAGGCAAGAGGCUAACCAAGAAGAAAAGAUAAGACAACUGCAUAUGGAGAAGGAUGUUUACUUGCAGAAAGAGGCUGAGUUUGAGAUGAAGAAUUCUCAAUUACAAAGUGAAAAGAAUUCCUGGCUUCUAAAGGAGGCUGGCUUAGAGAAAAGAAAUAAUGAGUUGGUGGAUGAAGUGGAGAAGUUGAAUUCAAAGAGGGUAAUGAAUCCUGAAGUGAGUUUGGAGAAAAAAGUAGAAGAGAUGGAGAAGGAAACCGAAAACAGGGUCCAGAAGGAGGUUAGCUUGGAGGAAAGAAUCAGUCUGUUGGUGGGUGAAGUGGAAAAUUUGAAUUCAAUGAGGGUGAGCUUGGAGGAAAAAGUAAAAGAGAUGGAGAAUGAAAGAGAGAACUGGGUCCAAAAGGAGAAGUCAUUCAGAGAAAUAAUUUCCAGUCUGAGUGGUGAUAAUGCACUUUUAGAGAUGCAGGUGAAGGAGUUCGAAGAGUUGAGGACCAAUAUUGUACAAGAAAAUCAGUUACUGAAAGCAAAUAUACAAGUUCUGCAGACACAAGUCUAUAAUCUCGAGAAGAGUGCUGGACCUCCUUGUUCACCAACUGGACUCAAAAUGAAUACUCCUGAAAAUGGGGAUCUGAAUUCUGAAGUAGUUGCUACCCGAGCAUUGGUGGACAAACUGAUUGAUGAAAAUGCGGAGCUUGUGGAGAAGGUGAAGAAUUUAUAUGUGGAGCUCGAACAAAGAGGCCCACCAAUGGAGGUAUCUUCACUUUUAGGUUCUGAUGUAAUUACCACAAGCUCUGAGGCAGCUCGCAUUGCCAAUGAAUCAGCCCUUGGGUCACACAAGAUGCCUGGAGCUGUUCACGAGCAUGAAGUUGAUCAUACUACAGAGCCAAAAUCUGAACCCAGUGAAGCAGUAUUGCAGUCAGGUGAAAGGCUGCAAUCUCUGAAAGAUGCCAUUGACAAAGCUGCAAGUGAUCAUGAGCAUGUGAAUAAGAUAGAUAGCAGAAUUGAUGUUAAUUCAUCGGAAAUCGAGUCUGAUGAAAUUGUGCAGAUCCUUUUAGACGAGAAUGAAGUCCACUCAGCAGAUUUAGAAGUCGCAAAUGUGGAUCAGGAUGACGAGGAGGUUCCCCUCACCAAUGCACCGUUAAUUGGUGCUCCGUUUCGUUUGAUAUCCUUUUUUGCUAGAUACGUGAGUGGUGCUGAUUUGGUUAAUAAGAACUCAGCAACCUCAAACCGAUAACCUGCUAACAGCCUGCAGCUGUAAGAAGUUAGAUUUUACACAGCAAAAAGGAGAAGGAUGACACCAAAGAUUAAACAUAAUCACGUCAAGUUGAGUGAUAUACUUAUUAUAGUCGUAGGCUGGAUGCUGCCCCCUUUUUUGUACCAAUUUUAUUUUCAUAGGGAUAUUAGUUGUGAAAGAUGAAAAUAUUGAUUUGGGCCAUUCUUACACAUGCCUGAAAAUUUGAAGACGUAAGAACAAAAGUUAUUAUGCUAGAGAUGAGAGUUGCUGUUGGUUAAUUUAGCCAAAUGGAUUUUGUAUUUCUUUAAACUUCAUUUGGAUGUUUUGCACUCCUCUUAAGCUUGUGGUUUGUGGCGUACUCCUAGCAUACCCAACACAGGCGGUCAGAUAGAGCUGAUCCAAACAACGGAAUGAUCCAUUAAUCAUGAAGAAAUUGCAUGAGGAGAAAUAGAAGAAGGAUGCAUGUACAAGUUUGAAAUCACCCGUAGAAAAAGCUUCUAAAAAGGGGGGAAAAGUAGAAUCUGUUACUAGACGCCCUUCUCUACCCAAGGUUCGGAUUCCUAAUGUAUCUAGUGGAUUAAGAUUCUUAUAUUAAUGUAUAACGCCUAUGUUUGAACAUUACGAUACAUUUCAAUUUUAUAAUGUACAAUGUAUCGUAUUCAAAUAUUAUUUUUGAUUAAUAACCCUAAUUUAGUGAAACAUAAAUUAGUAUG
Messenger RNA from Solanum dulcamara, 2602 nucleotides. RefSeq lists its product as uncharacterized. NCBI's taxonomy places the organism in Eukaryota, Viridiplantae, Streptophyta, Magnoliopsida, Solanales, Solanaceae. The transcript is spliced from 17 exons. Bases 210 to 1889 code for a protein of 559 amino acids. The record is from RefSeq and is a predicted model, not a curated record.